Aspergillus uvarum CBS 121591 is the source of this 483-nucleotide messenger RNA. RefSeq lists its product as uncharacterized. The transcript has a single exon. NCBI's taxonomy places the organism in Eukaryota, Fungi, Ascomycota, Eurotiomycetes, Eurotiales, Aspergillaceae. The record is from RefSeq and is a predicted model, not a curated record. The coding region runs from base 145 to 399 and encodes 84 amino acids.
CUUGAUCGUACUCAGAAUCUAAGUCCUCACCUUAUCAUCAAAUUCUCAUGCAAGAAGACCUCCCGUCUAGUUGUUGCCUCGGGCCUGGGAUUGCCACUGAUAAAGCACUACCGCCUAUCAGUGCAACGUUUACCAAGACACUGGAUGCAUGUUUCAAAAUCUUGGCUAAGUUCCAAGCCAUUAAUCGCUCCGGCCCUCUUCACCUGCUGCUUCCGGGAAGGCGCCCAGAAGCUGACUGAUGGCAAAUUGCGUAAGUACCUAGGGCCUAGGGCUUUCUCCGUUGGAUGGAUGCUACAUCAUAAUCUCAUCCAUCUGUCUUGUUCGCUACAUAGCUUCCGAAUAUGCUUCAGCCUCUUCCAGGUUUAUCUCAGCUUCUGCUAUCUCUGCAGUCCAGGAUAAGAAACAUCAAUGUUCAGCAGAAUCAUGAAGAGCAUAACACCAAGGCAUGGUAGCGGUCACCUACCCACCCGUCCUCUUUCCAAG